AUGGCCCAAGUGAGCUCCUCAGCUCGAAAGAACGUGGUAGACAGACGACGUCCGGCUGUCUGUCUGUCAGUCUAUCUGAUGCAGGAAUUUGAUGAUGAGUUUCUGUCCAAGGCUGCGGGAAGUGUACCCGCUGAGGUCCAGAACCGGAAUCUGCCAUAA
Molecule: messenger RNA, 159 nt
Organism: Peronospora matthiolae
Lineage: Eukaryota; Oomycota; Peronosporomycetes; Peronosporales; Peronosporaceae
Source: the annotation of a GenBank genome assembly